Symbiodinium necroappetens is the source of this 791-nucleotide messenger RNA. Lineage: Eukaryota; Dinophyceae; Suessiales; Symbiodiniaceae. The record is from the annotation of a GenBank genome assembly.
GCUUCGCUUGCUGCUUCCGCAUGGCCCGCUGGCCAGUUGCUCGUCACGUAUCCUUCGGUGCCUUCACGGAAGCAUCUCGCCAGCUUGGUUUCCUGCCCGAGCGCUCCCACCAGCAGUUCGCAAGAAUUCAUCCCGAGGCUCUCCUCCGACCUUAGUGCGGCAGAUCCUGUGCUCCAAGCCUUCGCGGCCUCAGCAUCCCGGAUCCUUGUGCUGCCUCAAGGCCGGAAGACGGGAGGAGCCCACACUGAGCUGACCUCUUUGAUUCUCUUUGGAGGAGGUGCCCGCCUGGCCGGCCCGGCAUCGACCUAUUUCGGCUUGGGCCAGUUCCAGCUUGGAAGCUUCGAGAUGUUCGCUUCGGUCGAGGCGCUGGCAGCCUGGCUUGAAUUGAUCCUUUGUGGGCACAGCUACGGGGUCACCGUGGCACGCAGCGUUGCACUUCAACUUUGCACCUGUGGCCUGGAUGUCCGGGGCCUGGUGGCCAUCGACCCACGUUGUUUGGACUUUGCAUCCCUCGAGCUCCUUUCCGCCGAGAGCCUCACCUCAGUGCCCCGCAGCCUCGCGCAGUCUCUGUCCUUUCCGUUUUAUCGCCUCGACGCGCUGGAGCUCGAGUUCGUUGCCCCACUGGGGCCUCACAAGGCCCUUCGGGCUCGGGUUUUUGUGCAUUUGGCCAGAGGCCUAGCUGCAUCCUGGGCUUACCAGCUCUCCAAGCGAUCGGCGUACCAUCUCCUCGAUGCCGACCAUUUCAGCGUGGGUGGCGUGCAGGCUUGGGACAUGUCCGACCGCAUCAAGAG